AGCUCAGUUGUAAAAAGGAGAACAGAGCACACUCAUUUCUACCUCACUGUCUCUCCACCAAAACCAACUAAUUCAUUGCUAUCAUAGCAUAUGUAUCCCUUCCCAGUGUUUCUCUUUCUCACCAUUCUAUGCCUUCUUGGUUCUACAGCUGACGCCAUAGGCGUCAACUGGGGUACCAUGUCUUCUCACCCUCUCCCACCUCCCAAGGUGGUUGAGCUCUUGAAGUCCAACGAGGUUUCCAAGGUCAAGCUUUUCGAUGCUGACCCACUUGUGCUACAAGCUCUCUCUGGCUCCAACAUUGUUGUCACUCUGGGCAUCCCCAAUUCCAUGCUCAAAACUCUUAACUCCUCUAGGAAAGCUGCUGAGAGUUGGGUCCAUGAUAAUGUCACCCGUUACUUCUCUCAUGGUGAAGCUGGAGUUCGAAUUGAGUAUGUUGCUGUUGGAGAUGAACCAUUUCUCCAAAGUUAUGGUGAUCAGUUUCAUCCCUUUGUCAUUGGAGCAGCGAUGAACAUCCAAGCAGCUUUAACAAAAGCAAACUUGGCGGGUGAAGUGAAAGUUGUUGUUCCAUGUAGUUUUGAUACGUUUGUGUCUGAAUCUGGUCGGCCUUCAAAAGGACACUUCAGGACUGACCUCAAUAAAACCAUGAUCGAACUACUUACAUUUCUCAGCAAGCAUCACUCUCCUUUCUUUGUGACUAUUUCUCCAUUUAUAAGUUUCCAGCAGAACAAGAACAUAUCCCUUGACUUUAGUCUUUUCAAGGAAAAUGCUCGUCAUCAUAAUGACAGUCAUAGAACUUACAAAAACAGCUUCGAUUUAAGUUAUGAUACCCUUGUUAGUGCAUUAUCAAAGAUUGGGUUUCCAGAGAUAGAUAUUGUUGUUGCACGCAUUGGUUGGCCUACUGAUGGAGCAGCCAAUGCAACCUCAUCUAUUGCUGAGACAUUUAUGAAGGGCCUCAUUGAUCACCUUCAUAGCAAAACAGGAACUCCUCUUAGACCCCGGAAUCCUCCUAUCGAAACAUUCAUGUUUAGCCUCUUGGAUGAGGACCAUAGAAGCAUAACCUCUGGAAAUUUUGAGCGACACUGGGGGGUGUUCACUUUUGAUGGCCAAGCCAAGUACCAUUUUAACUUCGGCCAGGGCACUAAAAACCUUGUGAAUGCUCAAUUCGUUGAAUACCUUGCUCCAAAAUGGUGCGUUGUAAACAAUAACAAAGAUUUGUCAAAUGCAUCUGCAAGUGCUUUGGAGGCAUGUUCUACAUCUGAUUGUACUGCGCUGUCUCCAGGUGGCUCCUGUUCCAAUAUCAGCUGGCCCAGUAAUAUUUCCUACGCAUUUAACAGCUACUAUCAGCAGAAUGAUCAAAGGGCAGAUAGCUGUGAUUUUGGGGGGUUGGGUCUCAUCACUACUGUUGAUCCAUCGGUUGAUACUUGCAGAUUUUUUGUUGAACUUCAAACUUCCCAUUCAACUUCUGCUCAUGAGGCUUAUAUCUUUCUGAGGAUAAUAUUGCUGUUGGCCUGCCUUUUUUCAUGUUUAUUGGGUUUCACAUGGUAGAGAGAGAUGCUUUUUAAAUUACAAAAGGCUGAUUGCUGUGAUAUUUCUUCUGCAGGGAAUUAGAUUAGCUCCCAAAGCUCUGUUAGUUGCUGGUUUUCAGUUGAAAGAAAAAGGAUGGGAGAAAAUUAAGUUGACCUCAAUUUUGUGUACUGAGAGUCAUUUUGUAUCUUUGGGGUUGUUUGUGCUGGAAAUGUAACCUUGAUUUCAAUUUUUCUAGUCAAACUUUAGCAUCAAAGUGAUGAUUGACAUUAAUCAAAGACUAUAUUGUUGAACA
Gossypium raimondii (Peruvian cotton) is the source of this 1819-nucleotide messenger RNA. RefSeq names its product glucan endo-1,3-beta-glucosidase 9. Bases 91 to 1545 code for a protein of 484 amino acids. The transcript has 2 exons. The record is from RefSeq and is a predicted model, not a curated record. Gene Ontology annotation, cellular component: plasma membrane. Gene Ontology annotation, molecular function: hydrolase activity, hydrolyzing O-glycosyl compounds. Gene Ontology annotation, biological process: carbohydrate metabolic process. Lineage: Eukaryota; Viridiplantae; Streptophyta; Magnoliopsida; Malvales; Malvaceae.